GGGCGGGAUGGGGCUGCUGCAAGACUGCCAGGCCGCCUUCGGUGCCGCCGACCUGUACGGCGCGCUGGGCGUCCGCCGGGAGGCCUCGCCUGAGGAGAUCCGCCGCGCCUAUCACCGCGCCUCGCUCCGCGUCCACCCCGACCGGGCCGAGCCCGAAACCAAGGAGGAGGCGACGCGGCGCUUCCAGAUCCUGGGCAAAGCCUACGCUGUGCUGAGCGAUGCGGAGCAGCGCGCCGUGUACGACGAGCAGGGCACGGUGGACGAGGAGGGCGAGGCGCUGCGGGCCGAGCGGGACUGGCAGGAGUACUGGAGGCUGCUCUUCAAGAAGAUCACCGUCAAAGAUAUUCAAGACUUUGAGAAGAACUACAAAGAUUCAGAGCAAGAGCUAGCGGAUAUUAAAUCGGCUUACAUGGAUUUUGAGGGUGACAUGGACAGAAUAAUGGAGUCGGUGCUGUGUGUGGACUACACGGAUGAGCCAAGAGUGAGGAAGAUCAUAGAAAGAGCCAUUGAUGCUGGAAAACUCCCAUCCUACAAAGCUUUUGUGAAAGAGUCCAAGCAGAAAACGAUGGCAAGAAAGAGGCGGGCUGAAAAAGAAGCUAAGGAGGCAGAAGAGAGCAGAAAAGAACUGGGCCUCGGUGAUGGAGAAGAUGACUUGAAAGCACUGAUUCAAAGCAGAAAUAAAGACCGAAAAAAGCAGAUGGAUGACUUUUUGGCCCAAAUGGAAGCAAAAUACGGGAGUAAUGCUAAAAAGGGAGGAAAGAAGCCUGCAGCCAAGAAAGGAAAGAAAUAAAGAACUGUGUAUGCUGAAGUGUCAGGUAUCUUUUCAGCUGGGAACACGUGGAUUGAGGAGUUUGAGAGCGUGUGUGCAUCAACUUGAUGUGACUGAGGAGCAUGGCGCAUUGCAAACAAGAAAGACAAAGCAUUCUAGUGCUACUGUUUAAAAUCUUUUGGGUGGUUUUUAGUUAAGGUCAAACCAAUUCUAGUUUAGUAGUUUUGUUACGGUAAGGAAGUGCUGAGACGCCUGGGAUGGCUGCCUGUUUAUUCAACCUGUGCUGAUUCACGCUCAGGACUAUCAGUACUGCUGAUAGUGAAAGAAUAUGGUCCUGCACCUGAGUCUUUGCCACUUGCUCCUGUGGCUUUUGAGUUAGAAACCUUAUCCUUAUGUUGUUCACUUUUCUAACCAAUCUCGUGCAGUUUUUAGAGAUCUCUGCACCACAGGUAUUUUUCAGAGAUUCCACGGGUUUUAUAAAAACUUACGAGAACAGAAGAUUUAAUAAAUGAUUUUGCAGAA
Molecule: messenger RNA, 1291 nt
Organism: Centrocercus urophasianus (Greater sage-grouse)
Lineage: Eukaryota; Metazoa; Chordata; Aves; Galliformes; Phasianidae
Gene: DNAJC9
Product: DnaJ heat shock protein family (Hsp40) member C9
Exons: 5
Coding region: 8-790 (260 amino acids)
Cellular component (GO): nucleus; cytoplasm
Molecular function (GO): heat shock protein binding
Source: RefSeq, a predicted model, not a curated record